CAAGAAAUUCAUAGCAAUUAAUAAUAAAAAGAGUUGGCAGUCGUGCUUGGAAAACUGGCAUGGUUUUUGGAGGCUGGCAGUUCAAAGUUGAAACGUCAGAAAUUACUCCAAAAGACUGUUGAGAUGAUCAUUAAGGGAGACUUAGAUCGGAUGGCAGAAGAGAUCGGGCAUCCAGAUAUCUGCUGUUUUAGGUGGCGGUCUGACGACGAUGCUCCAUGCCAUGGAAGUCCCAAGUCAUGCUAGACACCUCCUCCUGCAACUCAACACCCAGCGCACCAAGGGCUUCCUGUGUGAUGUCAUCAUCGUGGUGCAGAACGCGUUGUUCCGAGCCCACAAGAACAUUCUGGCCGCCAGCAGCCUCUACCUGAAGUCCCUGGUCGUCCAUGACAACCUCAUCAACCUAGACCACGAGAUGGUGAGUCCCGGGGUGUUCCGGGUCAUUCUAGACUACAUCUACACGGGCCGCCUGACCGAAGGAGACCCCAGCUCCCCGACAGAGCCCAACCUGGGGGCCGUGCUGGCUGCAGCUAGCUAUCUGCAGCUACUGGACUUAGUGGCACUGUGUAAGAAGAAGAUGAGGAGAAAUGGGAAGUACCCUCUCCGCCCCACUCCUGCCUUUCUGCGCUAUGGGAAGAUGGUCCCCAAUAGUUUGGGUUUGGGGGGAGGGGGCAGGUAUCGGGUGUCCACCCCUGUUAUUCAGUCCUGCUACCCAGGGGGAGUUGGGAACACCCACACGCCACGUGCCCCACCACUAGAGGAGCUGCCGCUGCACCCCCAUGCCACCCAUGCAGGGGAGCUGUAUGCCCCCACCUCUUCACAGGGCCCUCAGGUGUUCCCCUCCACACCCUCAGCCCUGCCUGCCCAGCCCAGCCUGCGUCCAGCUCACUCUGACAGGAACUGCUCCCCCAUCUAUGGCCUGGACCUCUCCAAGAAGAGUCCCAACUCCCAGUCCCAGAACACGCCCUCCCACCCCCACCUGGCUCAUGCCCUGCCCCACAACGAUGAGGAUCGGGAGGGGGGGCUGAGCGGCCGCACUAGCCCCAUGCUGGGGGCCAACGGCGGGGCCUACCCCACAGAAAAGAUGGAAACGGCUGAUCAGGCUGGGUCUCUCCCACUUCACUCCUACCCUCACCUCAACCAGCCCCUCGGGCCCCACCUGCCCCACCUCCACCGCUCCAGCUCCCAAGGUCCAGACCACUACCCCUGCCCCCCCAGCCCCGACACCCCCACCGAGGCUGGAGAGCCCAGCAGGGAGGUGGGCAACAUCUACCGCUGGGUGAAGCAUGAGCCACUGUCAUACACAGCUGAGGAUGAAGAGGAUGACGAGGAUGAGGAGGAAGGGCGUCGAAACGGAGACCAAGACCACCAGCAUCACAACCACCAUCAUAAGGCAGGGGAGGAGAGCGAUGAUCGCUACCGUAGGGUGGGCUGUGAUGGGGAGGAUGAGAAGAGUGGCUCAGGCAGUGAGGAGACAGGCAGUAGUGAGGGUCGACCAUCACCCACAGGGGCCAUGGGGAGGUUCCACCUACCCUACGAGCCUGAGAGCUUUGGGGACAACCUGUACGUGUGCAUCCCCUGUGACAAGGGCUUCCCCAGCUCUGAGCAGCUCAACGCCCACGUGGAGACCCACACAGAGGAGGAGCUGUACUCUGGAGGGGAGAUGGGUAGCAGCAACAGCAACCCCAAAAACAACAGCAGCAACAGUAACGGCAGCCUGUCCUACCUGGAGGGGAAGUCCAGCCAGAGCCUGACGCCUGGGGUCCUGGGGGAGAUCAUCAGACCCUAUCGCUGUAACUCCUGUGAGAAGUCCUACAAGGACCCGGCCACGCUGCGCCAGCACGAGAAGACCCACUGGCUGACAAGGCCCUACCCCUGCAGCAUCUGUGGCAAGAAGUUCACCCAGCGCGGCACCAUGACCCGCCACAUGCGCAGCCACCUGGGACUCAAGCCCUUUGCCUGUGACCACUGCGGCAUGCGCUUCACCCGCCAGUACCGCCUCACAGAGCACAUGCGCAUCCACUCCGGGGAGAAGCCCUAUGAGUGUCAGGUGUGCGGGGGGAAGUUUGCCCAGCAGCGCAACCUCAUCAGCCACAUGAAGAUGCACAGCAGUGGGGGGGCCGGAGGGGCUCUGACGGCCGACGGCAAGCUAAAGCUAGACUUUGCGGAAGGGAUCUACCCCCUGAGUAAAUACGCAGCAGAGCACCUGGGGCUGAAGCAGGAGAAGGCCUCAGAGCUGCUGGCAGAGCAUGCCAUGGAGAGCCUGUUCCCGCUGUCCAAACUGGCAGCAGAACACCUGCGCCUCAACCACCAUGACAAGAUGGAUGUCCUGGGGGUCCCGGCCCUGCCUCCUCCCCCAGGGUCCCUCUCUGACUCCCACUCCCGUAUCAUUGACCGCUACUCCCCCAGCUAAGAUGGCCUUGGCAACCACACAGUCCUGUGGGCACACAACUUAACUUACAGUAUUCUAACGUCAUUCACCUCAACUCCAUCAGUAUCUGCACCUCAGACUAAGGCCAAUACCUGGCCUAAAGAAUGCACACACACUGUGUAGACUCCUAUAAGUGCCUUUCUUUCCAAAGUUUGCAUUAUAUGCAUUUCAAAGACCUUCCUAGAAGAACUGUGCUAUUUCUAUUAUAUUUUGACCAAGGAAUACCCACUCAAAACAGUGUAGUAUCUAUACGUAAAUUAAACCACCGAGCCAAAAACAAAUUGAGAACCAAAAAGCAAUUGUUUUUAUUUAUUUUUUUGUGCGUAAUGAAAAACCAAAGAAACUGUUGCAAGAAAGUGUUGCAAUCAGACCCUAAACCUGUGUACUAAAUGUACUAUUACUGUUAUAAAUGUAUAUAAAAUGGAAAAAAGCACAUAUGUACAUGAUUCAGGGCUCCUGUUCAGAACUGAAAGGACACAAAAGAAAAAGCCAAACCUUUGGGAUUUGCAAGUGAUUGGAACACUUAGUUUAGUUUUUGGGGUACUGGAUUUCCUCUGUAUCUUCCUAUUCAGUUUUACCCCAUGCUCCAGCUUUUCUAGUCAUGAGGGAGUGAAUAACGGAAAACAGCAUUCGCUCCGCCAUUUAAGUCAAGUGAUCUAUGCUUUGUUUUUCCACCGUUGUUACGUACUUCAUGAUGUUGUGUACAGAGAGACUCAUAUUAAAUAAUAGUAGCUUACUGACUCUAAAACCCAGUGCCAUAACCCUUUGAACCCAUAACCUCUCUUUUGACUUGCAUCCCAGUGCCUUCAAACUGUUAUUGAAAAGUAGCGAGGAGCACAACCCUGUGAUCUCACAACUGGGACGCAUCAUGGUGCAUACCCAACUGAUGACACGCCAAUCCUUCUCCAUGGCUUCAACAUCCAGUGGUGUGGAGUGUAGACUAAGCAUGGGUGUUGCCUGUGACAUUGUGUAAUAUUUACAAUGGUGGGUGCAGCUGUACAACUCACCAGAGGAGAGCACAGAGAGGCCAUCCAAGUCAGUGCCGAGAGGCUAGAGUCAAUUACCACCAAUCAGUCACUAUCAAUAGCAGCAAUUCCCUCUAACACAGAUGAAGAAUCAGGACUGACAAUUGUCCCAUACUGCAGAUAAAUAGUACUAACCACUUUAAAAACCUUUUGACCACCCCCAUGUAGUCUCAACUCUUGUCUGAGAGACAGAGGGCCGUGCUAUCAUUGACAGGCCAAAGUGACUUCUCCGCUGCUGCCUUAAUACACACACGUUUACCCACACAGGGACUGGGAGCUGCUAAUGUGACAGCGUUGUGAACAUGAGAGCUGGGCGCUAGCUGCCUCUGACAGUGCUCUGCUCGUGGUGCGGCAGCAGGCCGGGCCGUCGGUGUGGGUGAACAGCACAGCACACCCCAGCUGCUGGCCUCCCAGUCUUCCAGUAAUCCCUGUGAAAUCUCACAUUCUCCCUGACAAUUCACACUGUCUGUCGGCCUGACGCCCCAUUUCAUGCCUGCCAUCCAGCCCCUCUGAUCCACACCAUAACAAGACAUCCGAGCACUGCCGAGCCGAGUCCUACCAUCUGCCCUUCCCUGCCUCUCUGCUAGCAGGCUAUCAAACAUGGCACAAUACAGUACAGUAGCACGCCUCAAUAUCAACUGACCAGUUCCUUUAGAAAACAAUGAGCACUUAUGGGUUUGGGGGUUGAGGGCACUUAUUGUUUUGCAAUUUAAAAAAUAAUAAUAUUUCAAGGAGCAUGCUGGCUUUUUCUUUUUCUACGUUGUCGGACCUUGUGUCAGAUUGGAGUUUGUUGACCACUAUAGUGCCAAUGCCAACCUCAGUAGGUUAAUGUGAAGACUAAAGCCAUGAAUGCACUGUGAUAGACUUAGUGAAUCUUAAACCUUAGCUUGGAGACUGAGACAGUAAGCCCUAGUAUUGUAGGAUUGUAUUAAUGUACAACAUUAAUUGAAGGGCUUUAUUCUGUAGCGUAAUGAGCAUAUCAAGGUGUGUUUUUCUGUCCCAUAUUUUCUGUCUCUUUCUUUAGAUUUUGAACCAAAGCAAAGUGAAACUGGUGCUCACCUCAGGACUGAACCCAGCAUGGGGACGCAACACUUUAGCUACACAGCAAUCAACCAACCAAACACACACGUACACACUUAGAAAGAAGCAGAUACAGACAUCUACACACAUUUUAUUUUGACAUUUUUUAUUUUGAGGGGACAAUAGUCCUGUGUUAAACUUGUGGUUAUUUCAUGGUUAUGAGAUGUUUUACUUGUCUUACAAUUUUGUUGAUAACAUGUGAUAUUAACAUUUUCUGCUUUUAUCUUAAUAUUUUGUGUAAAUGUUCCUUUUUUACUGCCCUCAAAGAGGCUUUGUGUGGUUCAGGCCAAUGACAUUAUCUUAAUAAGGAAAAGUCAAGCUGGUGAUCUUCUUUAAUUCAACAGAAUAUACAAAUGUACAUGUUGACAGGGCUUGUAAGACAAGACGUAAGGCAAUACCUCUGGUUCCAAAGAAACAUAUAAACACUAUGUGAAUUAGGUCUUUUAUUUUUCACCCGAAGCCUUAAUGUUUAGUGACGUGUUUGGUUGCACACGAGGAGUGAUGUAUUUCUCAAUAUUUCCCUAAACAGAUAAACAGUGGCUGGGCUGUGAGUGGGUGAAAGCUAUAGCCUGAAGAUGUUUGACCCAUUUCUCUGGAGGGGGUUUGUGAGCUGAUGAUGAUGAUACUCAGACUACGGCUGUGUGUGUAUUCAUACACAAACACACUUUAAGCUAGCUUGUUUCCAGCCUACGUGGAACACAAAAAUCCACACUUGUCUCCAAAGUUAAUUUAGAAAAAUAGUCUCCAGCUGUUUUGUUAUAACAAAAUAAACUAGUUUAAAUGACA
Molecule: messenger RNA, 5319 nt
Organism: Salvelinus namaycush (lake trout)
Lineage: Eukaryota; Metazoa; Chordata; Actinopteri; Salmoniformes; Salmonidae
Product: hypermethylated in cancer 1 protein-like
Exons: 2
Coding region: 209-2410 (733 amino acids)
Biological process (GO): regulation of transcription by RNA polymerase II
Cellular component (GO): nucleus
Molecular function (GO): DNA-binding transcription factor activity, RNA polymerase II-specific; RNA polymerase II cis-regulatory region sequence-specific DNA binding; protein binding
Source: RefSeq, a predicted model, not a curated record